GGCCUGGAUGCGGCCGGAGCCGAGCAGCGCUGGAGCCGGAGCCUCAGCCCUCAGGCGCCACUGUGAGGACCUGACCAGACCCGACCACCCCACAGCGCCCGGCCCCGGCCUCCUCCGCGCCGUCCCGCCGCCAGGUCCUGCCGCCCCGCCUACCGUCCGGGAGCGAACCCGUCGUCCCGCACUCGGAGUCCGCGAUGGCUUCAGUGACGGAUGGUAAAACUGGAGUCAAAGAUGCCUCUGACCAGAAUUUUGACUACAUGUUUAAACUGCUUAUCAUUGGCAACAGCAGUGUUGGCAAGACCUCCUUCCUCUUCCGCUAUGCUGAUGACACGUUCACCCCAGCCUUCGUUAGCACUGUCGGCAUCGACUUCAAGGUGAAGACGGUCUACCGUCACGAGAAGCGGGUGAAACUACAGAUCUGGGACACAGCUGGGCAGGAGCGGUACCGGACCAUCACAACAGCCUAUUACCGUGGGGCCAUGGGCUUCAUUCUGAUGUAUGACAUCACCAAUGAAGAGUCCUUCAAUGCUGUCCAAGACUGGGCUACUCAGAUCAAGACCUACUCCUGGGACAAUGCGCAAGUUAUUCUGGUGGGGAACAAGUGUGACAUGGAGGAAGAGAGGGUUGUUCCCACUGAGAAGGGCCGGCUUCUCGCAGAGCAGCUUGGGUUUGAUUUCUUUGAAGCCAGUGCAAAGGAGAACAUCAGUGUAAGGCAGGCCUUUGAGCGCCUGGUGGAUGCCAUUUGCGACAAGAUGUCUGAUUCUCUGGACACAGACUCGUCGAUGCUGGGCUCCUCCAAGAACACGCGUCUCUCGGACACCCCACAGCUGCUGCAGCAGAACUGCUCAUGCUAGGCAAGGCCCACCUUCCUGACCUCCCCUCAUUGUGGCCCCACACCCAGUCUGCUUCUCCCUGUUACACACUGUCCACUCUCAGCCCACUCUCCCUGUUACACACUGCCCACACUCAGAGCAAGAUGAGUUGCUGCUAUUCUUUGCCUGCCCCUGGGGUUCUCUGCAGAUGGUCCCAGUAAUAGAUACUCAGCACUAGACUAACAGAACAGGUCACUACACAGGUGGAGAAUCACUUUACAAAAGAAGACUCUGUUUUACGAAGGGGAUUCACUACAGGGACUUAGAAAACAGUCUCUUUUCUGCCUUUAAAAUGAGACUUCCUCCAUUUACCAAAAUGUGACACACACACAUUCUUCAGGGGCAUGCCAAUUGCAUAAAAUGAGGCUCGCCUGCAUAGCUAAUCCUAUUAAAGACAACUUCUCAAAGCACAACGUGCUUGUUUCCUAUCGGGCUCCCUGUGGGGCUUUCUCUCACUACAAGUCAAGCUUGGGCUCUCAAAGCCCUGCGCCUGUUACCACGGAUGCCCACAGGGCCUGGGCAGUUGCUGUGGCGACAGGCAGAGCUAAUCUUCAGAGAGCUCAGACUCUCUAAUGAUGCUGAAGCAGCAAAGGCUGAGUCAGAAACACACUUAAGAGAAAAGAUUAUCCCCUACAAAAUGUCAGAGGUUCCUGUUAUAUGAAAGAGCAAGUAGGUAUGCUCAAGAAAGACCAACAGAGAAAAAGAGAAACAGGCAAGAUCAAGAAACAGAUCACGAGUUUCUGAUUUUGCUGCUUUCCAGUUGGUUCUUAACUGUGGGAACUUAGUGAAAUUGGUUAUUGGUUCUUAGACUCCUAGAACCUGAGGAUUUUAGAUUUGAUGGGAUUCCCAAAUUUACCUAGUCUGACUAGUCAGUUCUAACCUUCCUUUUUCUGACAAGUGACUGUCAAGCCUAACAAUCAAAUCUCUUUCUUCUAAAGCACACCUUCUAGGCAGGGACAGGAGCUCAUUUUCCACACCAUCUUUGUCAACUCUCAUAGAAAGUUUUCCUUGCUUCAAGCUCAAAUCUGCCUCCUGGAAGUUCUUCUUCUUCUUCCCUCCCUGUUGGUACCAGCUCUGCUGUCAGAGACUUCACAGUCUGUGCUCCCUCUGCCGUGUGACAUCUUCAGACUAUUUGAGAACAGGAAUCAUGACUCCUGGGACUUGCCUUUUCUCUAGGUCAAAUACCUCUAUAAUUCCAUCUGCUGUUCUUCAUAGUGUCUUCUCCCUAUCCUGCCCCCUUCCUCCAAUCCAUCUUUUAACUGCUCUUGAGCAGUCUAACUGAGAAGUAUGAUUCAAAGCAAAAUAAAUCUUAAGGUGGCAUGACCCUGAAAAAUUUGAGAAAAUUGAACUCAGAGAUCCCAAUCCCAACCCCUUUCUCCUGGGAGUGAAACCUUAGUUUCUACCAGAGAGCGUGGGAAACCACUUCUGGUGGAAGCCCCUUAAUUAAACACCUGAGGAAAAAAAUAAAAGAAACUCAGAGACCAGAAUAAAUUAGCUCAUUAUUCUAGCUUGCUUGGCCACAGGGACAUAUUUGGUUUUGGCUGAAAUAAUGACAUGGAACUGGCAAUGAUUCCAGAAAAUCUUUCUUCUCUAUCACAGCCUGAAUCCUCAGCCACCUCAAAAGUCAGCAGGCAGGGGGAGUCUCUCCCCAGUUUUCUCUUCAUUUCAAAUGAGGCUCAUUGUCCUAGAAAAGUACAUUAACUAGCAACCAGUCCAAUGACUAAAUAAAAGGACCAUCUAGGACGCUGUGGCUCACACCUGUAAUCCCAGCACUUUGGAAAGCCAAGGCAGGAGGAACACUUGAGGCCAGGAGUUUGAGACCAGCCUGGGCAAUGUGGUCAAAUUCUAUCCCUACAAAAAAAAAAAAAAAAAUUAGCCAGAUGUGAUGGUGCAUGCCUGCAGUCCCAGCUACUUGGGAGGCUGAGGCAGGAGGAUUGCUUGAGCCCAGGAAUUUGAGGUUGCAGUGAGCUGUAAUCAUGCUACUGCAUUCCAGUCUGGGUGACGGAGUAAGACCCUGUCUCUCUCUCUCUCUUUUUUUUUUAAAGGAGUCAGCUCUACAAAGAUGUUGCUUUCUUUGAUGCAAUGCAGAGAACAGAGCUUUGGACUUGGAAUCAGGAGACCUGGACUCUGUCAUUAAAUCAACUGUGACUCUGGGCCAGUUACUUUCCAUUUUUGAGCCUUGAUUUCCUACUUAUAAAAUGAGGGAGCUUAUUUGGAUGAUCUUUAAGGUCUCUUUUGGCACUAAUAACUCGGUGACUCUUUUUUUUCACCUUCACCAUUUCAGUUGAUCCACCAAACAAACCUGAGAGAUCAGGAUUGGCAUCCAAGAGUUGUCUUGGCCAACUCUGAUGUCAUGCUUACUCUGUACUAGACAUUGUUCCAAGCAUUUCACAUGCAUUAACUCAUUUAUCUUCCCAACAUCUUGUGAGGGAGGCACUAGAGUGAGCCUCAUUUGAAGAUGAGGAAACAAAAGUACAAAGAGGUUCUAGCUUGACCUCUAAGGUUACAUAAUAAGUAAGUGGUAGAGCUGGAGUUCACAUCCAGGCAGCAGGCUCCAAGGUCUGUGCUCUUAACCACAUUCUGGGCUGCAUCUUUUAUAGACAAACUAUGAUCCAGAGAGAUUACGAGAUUUGGAUCACAUACCAAGAGAGUGUUAAAGCCACAUUAGGAUUCAAUUCCAGGGCCAUCAGAUUCCAAGUCCACUGGAGAAAAGAUGUAUAUCUCUAAUCUGUUAACAAAUUGCUCAACUACUCAGACUAAUCCCAGGUGAUGGAUGUCUAAUGCUCAAGAAAGGCGAGUCAGUCUCUGAGGCAACAGAUCCCAUGGGCCUGGGUAGAAAAUGCCCAGUGCUUCCCAGUCCCAAGUGCUGGCUUUCCGUGUAUCUGCCUCUGCCAGGCAACACUUAUCAGGCUCCCAAUCAGCAGGAGCCUCCAUGAUCCACUUUGAACAGCCUCUAUGCUCCAGCAAUGGGGCAUUUGUGAAGAGUGACUUGAUUAACUUUUCUGACCAUGGGUAUAAUACGGUUGCUUCACAGGGCAGUGGUUCUGGGUGUGAUUUUUACACUGUAACGUUGUAUACAGUGUCAUGGAUAAUUACUAUUUUUUUCUGGUCAUUAACACUCACCUACUCUAGUACUAGGAUUUCAGACCAAGGUCCUCAUGACGCCUGGAUAUUUUAGUAUCUAUAUCCAAUAAUCUUUUCUCUCCUACUGAAUAUCCAGGCAAAGAUCAAAUCAUUUUCUUUAAAACUGUCAAAUUCUGUAAAACUCAGGAGCCAGUUCAAGGGAACAAGCAUCUUCACAAUAGAUGGAAUCAAGAGUUAAAUGUUAUAGUGGCAAACUCGUCUACUGGGCAACAGACAACCAGACCUGCUUGUGAGAUGGCAGCUCCCCAGCCCUGCUCUGUGACCUCAUUUCUGUCAAAUGAAAGGCAGCAGCUUCCAGCUGAUUGCAGCACAGUGUUCAUCAAUCACAGUAAUAGCGCAAUUAGCCACCAGGGUUCAAGCUGUGUAAUAUGUGUUAGUGGCAACUUGUCCUGGAUUUAAUCUUCCUAAACAAUCCAAAUAAAAUAUUUAAAAACUCUUGACUUCUGGCUGGGCACAGCAGUUCAUGCCUGUAAUCCCAGCACUUUAGGAGGCCUAGGUGGGUAGAUCACCUGAGUUCAGGAAUUCAAGACCAGCCUGGGCAACAUGGUGAAACCCCAUCUCUACUAAAAAUACAAAAAUUAGCCAGGCAUGGUGGUGGGCACCUGAAAUCCCUACUCAGGAGGGUGAGGCAGAGAAUCGCUUGAACCUGGGAGGCAGAGGUUGCAGUGAGCUGAGAUCGUGCCACUGCACUUCAGCCUGGGUGACAGAAUGAGACUCCAUCUCAAAACAAAACAAGCAAACAAACAACAACAACAACAAAAGCCUCUUGACUUCUAAACAGGCAAAAGUGGCCAAAAGUGUGAUACAGUAUUGUGUUUGUUUACAUCUAUUUUAAAUGCGUGUGUAUCUGUAAAUACAAAGUGAUUCAUGACUUAUUGUCUCCUCAGUCAAUAGCAUUAUUAACUUCUAGGAGCAGCAGUGGAGUAGAGUGUACUGAAUGGUCACAGACUCAUUGAUUAUCAGAUCUAGAAAGGAGCUUAGAGAAGAUCUGUUCCAGGCUCCUAUUUUAUAGAAGGGAAGGUUGACGUCCAAGGAAUGGAAGGAAAUCGCCUAAUUAUUCUGAGAGUACCGCAGUGAUGGAGCCAGGACUAGGUCCUGGAUCACCUCUAAGAAGACAUUUAGCUAUUUGAGUAUUGACUAGGGCCUAGCAUUAUUAAGCACUAGAUAAAUACAGAUGAAAAAAAAUGAUCCCUGCCUGCAAGGUCCUUAUGAUCUAAUGGAGAUGCUGUUUCUAAAAUAUUAUUAUCACAAUUUGGCAGUCAAGGAAACAGCCCUGGAAAAGUUAACACGCUCAAGUCACCCACUAGCAUCAUUUGAACCCUCCUCUGUCUGACUCAUGCUCUUUCAAAUUUUUUUUCUUCAGAUUGUCUUAGAAGAAGGGUAGAUGGGAUAUACCCUCUGGUAGUACCAGGCUCCCAAGGAUUCUUAGAGUUAAAUAACCUCAGUUAAUUAAAUAACCACAAUUUCUUGGUGACCGAAGCCUUAUAACAUCCACAGAAUAAGACCAUUCUCCAGACCUGACUCCCCAACUCAUAUCACCUGCUCCUGCCAGCCACUAAGCUCCUUGCUUGGAUAUCGAGUUUUCUGGAGUAUCCUGAGGAAUGUUUGUUUGACUUUGUUUGCCAACAGUUUGGGGGAAGGGGAAAGAACUACAAUAAUCAGUGUCCUGGGAUCUCAUUGAUUUCGGAUUCCCUGCCCCAAGCCUACACCCAAUUACCUGCCAUAGUUGGGGAAUCAAGUAGCAUCCUGUGGCUGGAAGUAGAUGCAAAACACUAGUCUGUGAGAUAUAAAUACUGUUAAAUGAGAGUUUUUGAAGGUCCUGAUCCGUUAUAUGAAGUAGACAAAAUUCAAAUUUAUUUAUUCAUUUAUUUUCUCAACAAAUGAAUAUGUAUUAUGUGCCAGGAUACAAGUAUAGCUUCAUGAUUUAGUCUAGACAUUGUCAAAUCAUCACCCAAACAUAAUUACAAAGUACUCUAAAGGAAAGGCACAUGAUGCUGUGAGAACACUCAACUGGGAAACCGGAAUCACCUUUGAGAAACUGUUUCAGGGGCUCUUGGGAGAGUCUACUGCUCCCAAAUAUCUCUGCUACCCACUGGCCAUUGCUUUACAUUCCUCCACUAAGCUUUCAUCUUUUAGUACUAACCUUUGAUGGCUGAUUAAAUACAAAUGCCCCAAGAAAAGUGAGGAUAGGAGAAAGAAUAUCUCUACCUGUGAAACAUUGUUAGACUGCCUGGCUAGGAGUUCAUUGUUGUUUUCUGAAGGACAUAACCUACCACUCCAAAACUUAUAGGCUUAAAACAACAAACAUGUAUUAUUUCUUAUGAUUCUGUGGGUUGGCUGGGUGGUUCUUCUGGCUGAGGCAGGAUGGUCUAGGAUAGCUACAUCCACAUGUCUGGGGUCCCACCUGAGAUGACUGGGGCUGUUGAGGCCUUUCUCCCUGUGGUGUCAUCCUCCAGAAGGCUGCCCAGAUUUGUCCAUAUGGUAGCAGGAGUUUCCUCGAAGCAAGAGAGGGCAAGAUCCAACACAGAAGCACUUUUCAAGCUCUGUUUCCAUCACAUUUGCAAAUGUCUCACUGAUGGACACAAGUUCCAUGGCCAAGCCCAGUUUUAACAAAUGGAGAAAUAGGGCUGGGCUCAGUGGCUCACGCCUGUAAUCCCAGCACUUUGGGAGGCCGAGGCAUGUGGAUCACUUGAGGUCAGGACUUCCAGACCAGCCUGGCCAACAUGGUGAAAACCCAUCUCUACUAAAAAUACAAAAAUUAGCUGUGCGUGGUGCCGGGCGUCUGUAAUCCCAGCUACUUGGGAGGCUGAAGCACGAGAAUUGCUUGAACCCAGGAGGAGGAGGUUGCAAUGAGCCUAAAUCGCACCACUGCACUUCAGCCUGGGCGAUAGAGCCAGACUCAGUCUCAAAAAAAAAAAAAAAAAAAAAAAAGGGAGGGGGAAAUAGAUGCCAUCUCUUUAUGGGAGGAGCUACAAAAUAUGGUGACCAAUUUUUUAAUCCACCACAGGAAGCAACCUCAGUCCUCUGAAACUAAGUCUGGUAGAUGUCUUGGGGUCUUAAAACAUGGCUCUGAUUAUAUCACCAAAGACAAGUGGCAAAAUCGUCUAGGGCAGGGCAGUCUUAUCAUUUGUUUAGUAGUUAUCCAAAGGAUUUACUUUGGAGAAAUCAAGACACCUCAGAUGAAGAAGUUUUGAUGCUUGUUAAACAGUCCAUUUGGAUACUUCUUAGCUAUCCCCGAGGGACAAAUCUGACUUCUCAUUUCACAGGAUUCACCAUAGAUAAUGGUUGUAAUUCCUACCUGAAGCUCCUGGCCAGAAGCCCAGCAGAAAGAUUCAGUAUAUACAGAAAAGAUGGCUCCAAGAACAGUUGGGCCUUUUGUUCUAACUGUACUUCCUUCCUUGAUGUACUCGUCUAGUCCCAAGGCUUUAGAUGCCAAGUCUUUGAUAAUAACAUGUGUACCUAAGUGCCUACUGGACCUUUUCAUGUCUCAAACUUAACAUGUCCAAAUUGAAACUCUUGAUUCUGCCCCCAAACUUGUUUGAACCCCAGUCUUCACAGAAAACUCAUCCUUAAUUCUUUGAUUUUUCUCUUUUUCUUAGCCUCCUUGUCUAAUCUAGCAGUAGAUCCUAGGGUUUUACUUCUAAAUGUAUCUCAAAUCUGAUCAUUUUUUCUCCAUUUUCAUUGCCAUGACCUUGGUCCAGGCCACCAUUGUUUUCUGCCCUAGAGAGCUACCAUAGAGUUCCUAACAUUUCCCUACUCACAUAAUUACUCCACUCUAGUCCAUUCUCUCUCACAGGAGUAACAUUUUAUAUAUAU
Molecule: messenger RNA, 7832 nt
Organism: Pongo pygmaeus (Bornean orangutan)
Lineage: Eukaryota; Metazoa; Chordata; Mammalia; Primates; Hominidae
Gene: RAB3B
Product: RAB3B, member RAS oncogene family
Exons: 5
Coding region: 195-854 (219 amino acids)
Molecular function (GO): GTP binding; GTPase activity
Source: RefSeq, a predicted model, not a curated record